Molecule: messenger RNA, 3317 nt
Organism: Cynoglossus semilaevis (tongue sole)
Lineage: Eukaryota; Metazoa; Chordata; Actinopteri; Pleuronectiformes; Cynoglossidae
Gene: rnf20
Product: ring finger protein 20, E3 ubiquitin protein ligase
Exons: 22
Coding region: 160-3162 (1000 amino acids)
Cellular component (GO): nucleus; HULC complex
Molecular function (GO): metal ion binding; ubiquitin protein ligase activity
Source: RefSeq, a predicted model, not a curated record
UUUUCCUCCAUACCAAUAGGGGGCGCAGAGUUAGCUGUAGGGGAAGCCCUUUGGAUGGAUGACGUUUCCGUUUCCGACUGACAAGAAGCCGCUUCAUCAACAUCUACAAACAGUAACACCUAUCACCAUAUACGUCUUGUUUUUUAACGGAGUCUGAGGAUGUCGGGACAGAAGCGUCCUGCUGAUCCGAGCAGCGGCCCCUCGUCCUGCGGUGCUGCAGCAGGAGGGAGCACCACCGUGGAGACAGUCAUUAAACUUGGAGGAGUGUCCAACAAUGAAGAACAAGACAUAAAAGCUCUGCAGGUCAAGAACAGGAAGCUGGGAGAAUCCCUGGAUCAGAGACAGGUGAUUGAAGAUGAGCUGCGAGAAAGGAUCGAACGAUUGGAGACCCGUCAGGCCACUGACGAUGCCAGUCUGCUAAUCCUGAACAGAUACUGGAACCAGUUGGAUGAAAACAUAAAGUUGACCAUCCGGCGCUAUGAAAAAGCAAGCAGUGAACCUGAGAAAUCUCCUACAGGCGACGGACGAAGCCUAAAGCCAGAAACACCAGAACCUGAUGGCGACUCUAAUCAGGAGCGAGUGAAGGACAGAGGCCAGCAAGGAGAGACAUCAAAUUCUUUCUUGGCGACCUUGGCAAGUAGCACCAGUGAGGAGAUGGAAGCUGAGCUUCAGGUGAGAGUGGAGUCAAGCCUCAAACAGGCCAAUCAUGUGGUGGAGAUCUAUGAAGCCUUGAAGAGCACUGUGGACCAGCUGAAGGCAGAGCUGGACUCUGGAGCUGAGGGAACUAUGUGGAAGAUGGCAACUACACUUAAUUCUCUCCUGACCAGUGAAAACGAGAGGCUGCAGCAGCUGACUGAGGACCUUGACCAGAAACACAGUCACAUGACGAGCGAGUCCCGCUCUCUGAGUCGUGCUGCCAACAAAGCAGAUCAGCGAGUGAGCGAGCUGCAGGUUCUGAUUGAGGAGCUUCAGUGGGACAUGGAAAAGAUUCGCCGUCGGGAAAAUAGACUCAAUGCACACUUGAGUGAAAUACAGGAGAGGGUGAACAGCAAAGGCUAUAAGGUGUGUGGGGAGGCCAGCAGUGUUUGUGGAACUAUAACCAUUAACAAGAGAAAGUUUGAGGAGAUGAACAGUGAGUUGGAGGAGAAUCGUGAACUGGCAGAAAACCGUCUCACUGAGCUUCAGAAGCUCCAGCAGGACCUGCAAACUGUUCACCAGGAGAACAACAGCAUGAAGACGGAGCUCAUGAAUCGGGCGGAGGGCUUCGUGAAGGAGACGUCGGAGUACCGCUGUCUGCAGUCACAGUUUUCUGUCCUCUACAACGAGUCUUUGAUGCUCAAGUCUCAAUUAGACGAAACCCGUUCCCGGCUCAACACAACCAGGACGGCAAGGCUAAGACAGUUAGAUCACAUGGAGAAUGAUGAGGUGACUCUGCAGAGAAAGGUUCGAACUGAGGUGUUUCAGCUGGAGGACACACUGGCUCAGGUCAGGAAGGAGUACGAAAUGCUGCGCAUAGAAUUUGAACAGACCCUUGCUGCAAAUGAACAAGCAGGGCCCAUUAACAGGGAGAUGCGACAUUUGAUAAGCACAUUGCAGACCCACAAUCAGCAGUUAAAGGGAGAGGUGGUGAAAUACAAGCUGAGACUUAGAGAGACACAAGCUGAACUCCACCAGGUCCGAGCUUCAAAAGGUAACAGCAUCCUCCAGUCCCAGUCAAGCACAGAGAUGGAAGUGAAGGAUGAGACGAUGUCUCCUACGACUCCAGCUGUCACUAGCGAACCUUCAGUCAAAACAGAGCCUGACAACGAGUCCUCAGUGGCCAACAACACUGCAGUGAAAACUGAGCCUGGAGUUGAACCAGAGGUAACGUUGAAAGAGGAGGAGAAGGAGGAGAAGAAAGAGAAGGACGAAAAGAAAGACAAAGAUCUUAUAAAGAAGGAAGAAAAAGACAGAGAGCGGGAGAAGGAAAAAGAGAGAGAAAGACCAACUCGCAGCAGUGGCAUAAAGGAGGAGAAGGACAAACCAGGGAGCAGCAGCCAAACAGAGGAGUCAGCGGGGGAGCGACUGUCUGUGGUGGGAGGGUCCAAGAGGAAGGAGAUGGAGCAGCUGAAGAUUGUCCGAACAGAACUCAAAAAAGCCCAGGAGUCCCAGAGAGAAAUGAAGCUGCUGCUGGACAUGUAUCGCUCAGCACCAAAGGAGCAGAGAGAUAAAGUCCAGCUCAUGGCUGCAGAGAAAAAGGCCAAGUCAGAGGCAGAAGAAAUUCGACAGAGGCUAAGGGAACUGGAAGAACGGGAGAGGAGAGAGGGCAAAAAAAUGGCAGAUGAGGAGGCACUAAGGAAGAUCCGCUCUGUGGAGGAGCAGAUCGACAUUCUCAACAAGAAGCUCUCCAUAGCUAAACAGGAGGAGGACGCGCUGCUGAGUGAGAUGGACGUGACGGGCCAGGCCUUCGAGGACAUGCAGGAACAGAACAUCCGCCUGAUGCAGCAGCUGAGAGAAAAAGACGACGCCAACUUCAAGCUGAUGAGCGAGAGAAUCAAGUCCAACCAGAUUCACAAGCUGCUAAAAGAAGAGAAGGAGGAGCUAGCCGACCAGCUGCUGACACUAAAAACUCAGGUCGAUGCCCAGCUCCAGGUGGUGAGAAAGCUGGAGGAGAAAGAGCGCCUUCUUCAGGGCACCAUCGGCACUGCAGAGAGAGAGUUGACGCUGCGAACACAAGCUUUGGACAUGAACAAACGCAAGGCUCAGGACUCAGCGUUGCUCUCGGAGGAGGUGAGGACUCAGCUGGAGCAGGUGCAGCAGAGGCUCAGCCUCGUCAGAGAAGAGGUCAUCGAAAACAGCAUAUCGAGGGAGAAGGAGUCCUUCAAUGCUCGACGAGCACAGGAGGACAUCUCCAAAAUGCGGAGAAAGAUUGAAAAGGCCAAAAAACCAGCUGAAAAAAUCAGCAACGGAGACGACAUCCUCAAUGAAGAAAUCAAUGACUAUAAGGCUCGACUGACAUGUCCGUGCUGCAACUCGCGAGUGAAGGACGCCGUGCUCACCAAGUGCUUCCACGUCUUCUGCUUCGAGUGCGUGAAAACGCGCUACGAUACGCGACAGAGGAAGUGCCCCAAAUGCAACGCCGCCUUCGGGGCGAACGACUUCCACCGCAUUUACAUCGGCUGAAAAUGUUCCCCCUGAACUGCUUUUUCAGAAGAAAGGGUAAUGGAUUUCAGCAGUAGUUCACACACUGCCGAGAGCAUCGCUGCACUCAACUGGUUCAUCCUCAAAUUAUUUAUCGGCGAGUACCUGUGUCUGCAGGAAACUGUGGACGUGAACUC